This is a messenger RNA of Cryptomeria japonica (Japanese cedar), 2579 nucleotides long. RefSeq lists its product as uncharacterized. The record is from RefSeq and is a predicted model, not a curated record. Bases 523 to 2292 code for a protein of 589 amino acids. NCBI's taxonomy places the organism in Eukaryota, Viridiplantae, Streptophyta, Pinopsida, Cupressales, Cupressaceae. The transcript is spliced from 6 exons.
UUUUCAUCAUAUUGCAUGAAUAAACUAUUGCAGCUUUCCCUGAAUUAUUAUUAUUACAUUAUGCAACAAUAUUAUUUUUUUCAAAAAAAUCCCCAUUUCUUGAGUGUAAACUUUCCCAAAGCGCUCAUUCGUACUCUUGGGUUCUUCCCUUUUCCAGCCUGUCUUCCUAACGGCUAACAAUUAAAAUUAUUGCAUCCCACGUCCUGCCCGUCAUCCCAGAUUUUGAGGACUUUUGCAGGAUUUCCUUGAAAAAAUAUUUAACUUCCAGAGCAACAGCCCAUGUAGAUUGUGAUUGAAAUAUACAAAUAAAGUUUGAAUUAGACCAAAAAGACAUGAGCUUGAUUUGGAUAGUCCAAUUUAGAAGGGCAAAAGGAUGUGCCCGUUUUGGCAUUAAGAUAGAAACAGGACAAUGCCAGGGAAACCCCAUAGGCCGAAUGGUUUUCUUUGGUUUUAGAAGCAUGUGAUAUCGAUAAGAUUUCAGUCUGUUAAUUAUAUAGGUAGUUUUGUUUAAGAAGAUUAAACAUGGGAUCCGGUAGUAGCAGAAACGCAAUGGCGUCAUCUCAAGCAGAAGAGGCAAAUGCGCCAAGAAGAACAAAGGGGCGCCACAGGUUACAUUCUGGGUGUUUUCGACCUCCUCCGAAUUCUCCUGAUAGCCCAUUGAAUUCUGCAUCUCAUGAGGAAGCAAUUCGCUGGCCUAUAGAUGCCAGAAGAGAUGCCAAUCCAGAGAACUAUCUUAGGGGAAAGAUUAAAUGCCUACCUGACUCUUCUGUAAAAUGCAACCCAAGAAGCAAAAAGAGGCUUAUUCGUUCAGUUUCUCACUCAAGUGGGAGCUCCAGACAAUUUUGCAAUUCUCAGGUGUCAGCACCUUCAAACAGUUUUGCAAGUAGAAGUACAGGUAGAGGGGAAGGUAACUCUGCUAGUAACCGCUGUCCAAAUGGUUCUAACUGCAAUAAACAUCCUUCUGAUAUCAGGUUAAACAGGGCCACAAGUUUAGGGUCAUCAAAAUCAUAUUCUUUAUUUGCAAGACGACCCAGGAAUCAGCCUUCAAGCAUUGGGCAGAACACAGGAACUGAUGACAGUCAUUUAAUAAAUGGUACAGAUCUACACAGAGGACAGGGUAGCAGAUCACAUAAUCCAUGUGGAAGUAGAUCUAGGCAACAAAGUGUUGGUUCAAUGCAAGUAAGAUUACAAGAAUAUGAAGAUCAUCCUUCAGAUAUGCUAGAAAGGGAAGAUGUAUUUCCAGAAUCUUCUAGUGUUCAAGGUGCUAGCAAUAGAGGUCCGCAAUGGAACACAACUUUCAACAACAAUCAUGCAUCAGUCUCUGAUCAAAAUGCAUUUUCUGCAACUCGUCGUUCAACUUUGGUGGAAUCAAUAGAUGCAAGACACUUUCACAGAAGAGGGACACCUGACCAUUAUGAAAGUAAUAUAAAUUUCAGAAGAACACGCAGUGUUGGACGACUCCGUGACAGAGUGCUUAGGAGGACGGCAUCAACUGAAGACUCAUUGAGCAGUGGAGAUGCAGUUGACAGGGAAACAAGAGUACACAAUGGGAGAAGGUUUUGGGAAGCUUUAAGUAGAGCUUCCUCUAGUAGGUAUACUGGAACACCACCAACUGUUGUAAACGAUCAGUUCCUUCACACUCUUAGAUCUAUGAGUGCUGGUCGGAGGCACUGGGAUGAGAGGAUCCAAAUGAAUGAUGACACCUCUAGUUAUAACAACAGAAUACAGGAAAGUAGAGGGUUGAACCAUGAUGAACGGAGGCAGCGGGCAAGAUCUCAGGUCCGUGCUUUGCAACGUUUAAGUAGUGGUUUUGAGAAUUUAGCAGGCCAUGAGAGAUCAUGUAAUUUACCUGGCCACAAUCAAAGGGCACAUUGCUCAUGCCAAGAUGUUGGAGUGCCACAAGAUUCAAAUACCAGUUCAAGCAUCUCAAGGAUUAUCAUGUUGGCAGAAGCUUUGUUUGAGGUUCUUGAUGAAAUUCAUCACCAGUCUAUGGCUUUGUCCUCACGAUCAUCGGUUUCUUCACUUGGAUCUUUCCCUGCUCCUGAUGAUGUUGUUGAGUCCAUCCCAAUACGGUUGUACAGCCAAAAGGGAAAAAACGUUAAUGAGGAUGCUGCACAGUGCUAUAUAUGUCUUGUGGAAUAUGAAGAAGGAGAGCAUGUGAGAGUUUUACCAUGCCAUCAUGAAUUUCAUCAACUUUGUGUUGACAAAUGGCUGAGAGAGGUUCAUAGAGUUUGCCCACUUUGCAGGGGAAAUGUUUGUGACAGCCUCAGAACUCAGGCGGGAAGCUCAUAACAGUGCCAUUGGCCUUUAUGUGAUAAGGGUUUAACAAAACACCUAGUACAGUUUUGCUAGUGUGCAUAGUCACCAAGAGACUUGGAUUCCAGGAUGACAACUCUGUCCCUAAAAUGUACUCGAAUCUUCUUCUGAUUAUAUUUAAAUGUAAUAUAUGCAUUACUCAUUCAUAGAAUAUACCUAUUUCAAAAAGACAUCGUGUACCUCCAUCCAUGUCUCAUGGUGACUAUGCUAUCACCCAUCAAACAAAGUAUUUUGAAGAUAUAUAUAUAUCCAUUCAUGGUCAA